AUGUCAGAUGUUAAAAUAGAAAUAGAUCGUACGACAACAGAUGGAACAUUUACAAAUCAUGAUAUUAUAAAAGGUAAAAUAACAUUAGUUGUAACAAAAGCAAUUACAUUAAAUUGGAUUCAAGUUAAAUUAGAAGGUAUAUCAUCUACACAAUUAUCAAUACCUAAACAACUAAGUAAUAAAAGAGAUAAAGAUAAAAAAGAAAAAUUAAUAAAAGAUGAUCAUAAAGUAUUAUAUGAUACUCAAAUUGUUUUCCCACCUGAUAAUAUAAGACAAGUUUCACAAGCAAAAGAAUUUACAUUAGCACCAGGGAAUUAUUCAUAUAAUUUUGAAUUUAAAAUUCCACUAAAUAAUUCAUGUGUUAAAAUGAGUGGGAUUUCAAAUAAAGUUUCAUUAAAUUUAAAAACAUUUGAUGUAAUGAUAAAUAAUGGGAAUUUUAAUUCAACAUUUGUUAAAAAUAAAGCAAAUCAAUUUAUAAAUGAAUAUUCAAAUGGUAAUGGAUCAAAUUCAAAAAAUUCAAUAAGACCUCCACUGCCUCAACAACAACAUUAUCAUAUAACAUCACAAUUACCUCCUUCAUUAUCAGGUAUUGGAGAUUUUGCAAAAAUUAAAUAUUUUAUAAAAGUUACAUGUAAAAGAUCAUCAUUUUUAAAAACUAAUUUAAGAGCAUAUGAUCCUUUUAUUUUUCUACCUUUAGAUUUAGAUAUGCAAAAUAGACCACUUUUAGGAAAUCAAGAAUUUGAAAUUGAUUAUAAAGAAGCAUUUGUUAGAAAAGAAUUAAUUUUUAGAAAUAGAAUUCCUGAAAUUGUUGGUAUAAAAUUCCCAUCAUCAAAUUCUCAAAAACGUACAUCUUCUUAUCUGGAAAAAAAAGCAUUACCUUCAAUCCCCAAUAUUCAACCAAAAAAGCAAGGUUUAAUGCUGAGAUUAUUUGGGAAUGAAACUAAUUUAUCCAUUCCAUCACCUCAAACUUCAAAUGUUUAUCAAAAUCCACCACAACAAAUAUCACAACCGCCAAAUCCUACUAAAAAAUUUAUACCAGAAAUAAAAUCAAAAGAUGUUUCAUUCUCAUUUGAAAUUAGAUUUAGAUAUCCUGCAUUUUUAAUACCUACAAAACCACCAUCUUUUAAAUUAUUUUUAAUAUCAAAUUUGAAUCCAGCAAGAUAUACAUUAGCAGAAUAUGGAAAACCAGAUGAUUCAAAUGGGUUAGGGAUAAUAUAUUUACAAAAAUUAAAUAUAACUUUAACUUCAACCACAUUAGUAUCAGUAGUUGAAAAUGAUGGAGCAUCAAAUGAAUAUCAUAUGGGACAACAUGAAGAAAAAUUAAACGUUUGUAAUAAUACUUAUCAAAAUUUAAAAUUUGAUUUAAUGCAUAGUCAAUUAAAUAGAAAUGCAUCAAAUUCAGUUACGUCAAAUAUUAAUUCAACAAAUUCCGUAUAUGAAAUAGAAAUACCCAAAAAAUAUUUUGAUAAUUGUAUAUUACCAGAUCAUUUAUCCCCAAGUUUUAAAACAUGUAAUAUAACAAGAAAAUAUAAUCUUAAUAUAACAGCAGGUUUUUCAUGUGAAAUAAUAAAAGAUUUUAGGGAUAAACAAGAAAUGUCUAAAAAGAUAAAAUACGUAGAUUUACAAUGUUUAAAUAUAAAAGUAUUAAGUGGUUUAAAUAUGACAAGUACUUUACAAUCAAAUGCAUCAAGAUCUUCAAUUCCUACAUUAUCACAAAAUUCAACACCUCAAUUACCAACCCCACCUCCAAUAUUACCUUCAAAAGCUACUGAACGUCAAUAUUCACAUUCUUCAAUAAAUCCAGUAUUAAAUUUUAAUAAUAAUUCAAAUCAUGAUGAAAAUGGUACUAGUAAUAAUGGUCAUAGUCAUGUUGCGACUAAUGAAACAAUUGAUGAAUCUAUUGCUAUGUUACCUACUUAUGAAGAUGUUGUUUUGGAAAGUUCUUAUCAAGAUAAUAGUGAACAUCAAAGAGCUAGAAGAAGGUAUCAACAACAUGAACAAUAUUAUUAUAAUUUAGAAUAG
Molecule: messenger RNA, 2022 nt
Organism: Lodderomyces jiufengensis
Lineage: Eukaryota; Fungi; Ascomycota; Pichiomycetes; Serinales; Debaryomycetaceae
Exons: 1
Coding region: 1-2022 (673 amino acids)
Source: RefSeq, a predicted model, not a curated record